Fulvia fulva is the source of this 327-nucleotide messenger RNA. RefSeq lists its product as uncharacterized. The record is from RefSeq and is a predicted model, not a curated record. Bases 1 to 327 code for a protein of 108 amino acids. The transcript has a single exon. NCBI's taxonomy places the organism in Eukaryota, Fungi, Ascomycota, Dothideomycetes, Mycosphaerellales, Mycosphaerellaceae.
AUGAGUGCUUGGCAAGGUCUCGAGCCACACGACCUGCUCUAUAUGGUCGAAGAAGGUAUGGUGACAGCAAAGGACGUCGCAGGGGAGUACGCGUACGAGAUGUGCAAGAAAUGCACGAGCGAGGAGUGUGCAGACGCCAUCUCAAAGCAGACCGGCGAGGAGUUCGAUGCGAACAACUUUUGGCAGCGUGUUGUGAACCAUCUGAUUCGCAAGGUUGGGUCGAAGGAUAGAAGCCCACAAGGACCACUGAGGACGGCAAUCGAUGCCCUUCAAGCCGAGAGAAUUGCAAACGGACUGACCGUCAGCGAGGGGCGGAAGAAGAAGUGA